CGUAAGACGGGCAGGGCCAGUGCGCGCUCCCGCAGCCGCUGGCCCAGAUCGGGGAUGGACAGGAAACAGCGGCGCGCAUCGGUCCGGCAGCAGCGGUAACAGCAGUAGAGGCAGGGGCGGCAGCUCCCAUCGGGGCAGAAACAGAAGCACGGGGGCAUAAAUGCUCUUCUGGGGUAAAGGAGAACCUGUAGUGAGCGGUGGUGAGCACAUUGACGUGGUGUUUAAAGCCUAAACGAUCCAGUGUGUGUGUGUGUGUGUGUGGAUCUGAGACACACACGUCGGCUGUUCCUUCCCAUAUCCAUUGUGGCUGCUGUUCGCCUGGAAGAGACUAACAACACUCAUCCUGGAUUUAACAAGGACUGAUUGAGGACUUUUUUUCAUUCUGAAGUUUCUGUGAGCUGGAGCAAGCAAGAGCAGAACUCAUCCAAAGAUGGAGCAGUUUUCAGAUGAUGAGCUGGACCAUGCAGCUGAGGAGGACAGUGACAAGGAAGAUCAGGACCUGGACAAAAUGUUUGGAGCAUGGCUCGGGGAGCUUGAUAAACUGACUAAGAGUCUGGAUGAUGGAAAGGAAGAAAAAGUACAGAAAGCUCCUCUCAGACAGGAGACCAACAUGGCAAACUUCUCGUACCGCUUCUCCAUAUACAACAUCAACGAGGCUCUAAACCAGGGCGACUCUGUAGAUCUGGACGCUUUGAUGGCUGACUUGUGCUCCAUCGAGCAGGAGUUAACCACCGUCGGCAAAUCGGGAGGCUCCGCGCGGCUCGGCCUGACCGGAGAGGCCAAGGUACGCCAGAAGCCUCCGGCUGGCCGCAGCCAAAGCGUGAAGCACACAGGGGGUAGCGGAGGCAGCAGCGGAGGCAGUGGAGGCAGCAGCAGUAGCAGCAGCACUCGCGUCUCGCCCGCCUCCACCAUCAGGCCCACACUGGCCUCCAACUUCUCCCUGGACGACAUCACCGCCCAGUUAGAGCGGGCCUCGAAGAGCAUGGACGAGGCUGCGCGCCUCAGCACGGCGUCCUUCGCUUCCACUUCCUCAGCUCCGUACUCCUCCUCCACCAUGCGCAGGCCUGCCCAUCAGCAUCACCGGCGCACUGGCUCAGUGGGGACCGUCAUCGAGCACGAUGUGAGGUCCAUCGUGCACUCAUCUCGCUCCAGCAUCAACUCCACCUCGGCGUCCAGUGUGGACUCACUGGACAUGGACAAGCUGAGGCUGCCAGAGCAGGACGGCAUGCACCAUCAGGGCCAUCAGAGCUCAGAGCACUCGUAUUUGGACAGGGAGACUUCUCUGAUUCUGAAAAACAUUGCAGGAAAACCCUCUCACUUGCUGACAAAGGAGGAACAAGCAGCCAAGGUGAAAGCAGAGAAGAUCCGAGUCGCCCUGGAGAAGAUUAAGGAGGCACAGGUUAAAAAGCUGGUGAUCCGGGUGCACCUUUCUGAUGAGAGCUCCAAAACCAUGAUGGUUGAUGAAAGGCAGACGGUGCGUCAGGUGCUGGACAGCCUGCUGGACAAAUCGCACUGUGGCUACAGCCUUGACUGGUCCCUGGUAGAGAUGAUCAGUGAACUCCAAAUGGAGCGAAUCUUUGAGGACCAUGAGAACCUAGUUGAGAACCUGCUGAACUGGACUAGAGACAGUACCAACAGACUCAUGUUCAUCGAGAGGAUUGAGAAGUACGCUGUCUUCAAGAACCCACAGAACUAUUUGUUGGGGCGGAAGGAGACAUGUGAAAUGAGUGACAGGAAUAAAGACGCUUUGUUAGAGGAGUGUUUUUGUGGAAGCUCGAUCAGUGUACCUGAGAUGGAAGGUGUCCUCUGGCUCAAAGAGGACGGUAAGAAGUCGUGGAAGAAGCGAUAUUUCCUUUUACGAGCCUCCGGAAUAUACUAUGUGCCGAAGGGAAAAGCCAAGACGUCUAGAGACCUGGUGUGCUUUCUCCAGCUGGAUCAUGUGAACGUGUAUUUAGGACGAAAUUACCGCAGCAAGUACAAAGCUCCCACUGACUACUGCAUGGUCCUCAAGCACCCUCAGAUUCAAAAGAAAUCUCAGUAUAUCAAGUACCUGUGUUGUGAAGAUGUCCGAACUCUUCAGCUGUGGGUCAAUGGAAUUCGUAUUGCCAAGUAUGGGAAGCAGCUGUACCUGAACUAUCAGGAGGCCAUGAAGCGCACAGAGGCAGCUCACGACUGGUCAUCUCUGUCUAGUUCCAGCAUCAAGUCUGGCUCCAGCUCGUCCAGUCUGCCAGAAUCCCAGUCCAACCAUUCGGACAGUGGGGUGUCGGAGACGACGUCCUCUGGUCACGUACGCUCUCAGAGUGUGGUCAGCUCCAUCUUUUCUGAGGCCUGGAAAAGAGGAAACCAGGCUGAUGAUACCAAGAUGAGGAUGGACCCGCCUCCACCCACGCUGCCUUCUAGAGCUUCUUACCCUCUCCAGCUUCCCCAAAUGCCUCAAUCUGUCCUACCUCAUGCAGGCUACCCCAGCUCAUCACCCCAGUCCUCUCCUUCCUCACCUUCACCACCUACUCCUCCACCUCCUCCACCCCUGCCCAACUCCACCAGCUCUGCACCCAGCAAGUUUAACAAGUACAGCACCAUCGCCAGGAUGCACAACAUCUCCCAGGCUCCCAGUCACUUCAGACAGACCCCUCUAUUGGCAGCCAUGCAACAGCAGCAGCAGCAACCUGUGCCUCCAACCCCUCCGCCUCAGUGUGCAAAACCAUCAAUGAACAACAUAGCAGCGGCAUCCGGCGGCCCACCUCCACCUCCCCCUCCACCUCCUCAAUCAAUGCCCAUGCCAGGAUCUGCCAUGGCAGUGCUCAAGUUAGGCCCUCCAAGCCCUCAGACAGAGUUUAUUCCUCUGCCACCUCCAGAGGAAGAGCACCUUCCUCCUCCUCCUCCUCCCUUAUAUCACAUACAGAGCAACGGUGUCUUGCCUGCUCCGCCACCUCCGGAGCAGUUUAAGUACCCCCCGCCUCUCAGUACCAACGGCCUGCAAGAAUUCUUAGCUAAGAAGUUUCCUCACAUGAGUUAUGACUUUUCUACACUUAACCAAGAUGAUGAGCAUCCCCCACCUCCGCCUCCUCCUGAAUGCUUUUCUCUUCCACCUUUUCAACAGAAUCCUCCACCUCCUGCCCCACCCAAAACUUUUACUGUUGGAUUUCCACCCCAGACAGCCCCCAAACCAACUGGACACUGCCUUUCCCCAGUGUCCCCUGCAGCUCCUCCUUUGUCUCCUACUCCAACCUCUAUGAAGAAGCAGCAGAGUUUCUCCGGUAGCCAUAGUCCCAACCAGCCCCCAGCAACCCUCCCAAAACAACACAGUUUCUCCUCCAAGGCACUUCCUUUAUCCACCGCCACAUCACCAACACCAUCCCUGGUCAAACAGAUGGCAAACCAGUUUCCAGGAACACAAGAUGGCUCUAAAAGCCCGGUGUCCCCUCCAGUGGUAAAAACCAAACCCAAGUGGCAGCCAGGAGGGCAGUUUCAGCCCCAGUCUCCAGAGUUUCCGCCUCCUCCUCCUGAGAGUAGUCUGGGCUUUCCUCCACCACCACCCCUUCUUCAAGAGACAAGUCCCCCCUCUUCCAAGGUGGGGUCACCACUGAAGAAAUCGCCUUCCACAUCAUCCAACCUUUCAGCCGGUUCAGCAGGAAAGAAGCCUCCACCGACCCCCCAGCGAAACUCCAGCAUAAAGUCCAACUCCUCUAUAGAGUACCAGGAGUCAAAAAAGGUGGAGGAUCUGGUGAGCAUGUUUGCUCAGCCUGGCCAGCCUACUUCCAGCUCCGUCUCCACUCCUUCCUCUACAACAGGCUCACCAUCCAAGGACUCUUCUACAGUCUUACGAGCAUCUACAAAACCUGGGAAGAUCAACCUGGCAAACCUGCCACUGGCUCUACAGGGGAAACCAAGCCAUGGCCAACCCAACUCUGACUUCCCCUCUCCUCCUUUCGAGUGUGACUUUCCACCACCUCCACCUGACUCGGAACUCCUGCCUCCUCCUCCACCCAUGGAGAUGCACACCGGAGCUCCCAAAGUUGCUGUGGUGAACCCUCAGCCGCAGCUUCCCUCCAACAUCACGACGUGGAAGCAAAGCUCCCUGAAGAAAACGGCUCCUCCGACUAUGCAUCGUCGAAGCAGCGGAACACCAGAGCCCUUGGCGCUUUCACCACCACCGCAACAGGUCCCUCUUACCCCUUUUAACUCUCAGAUACCCCCCACCUCCCCUAAGGCCAACCUCUCCAUGCAGCCCAAUUUCCUCGAGGACCUUAACAGAACUUUAAAGAGAAAGUCUAUGUCUAGACACGCCUCCCUGCCUUCGUCACGCAUCUCGGCCAAACUGGAGCCAGUGGUCACUAUGGACGACAUGGCACUCCCGCCGCCUCCCCCAGAGCUGCUGCUGGGCCAGCAGAACAAGGGAGGCUACACAGGUGCCAAUAUCUCAGGCUAUGCAACACUUCGACGGGGGCCACCACCGGCACCGCCUAAAAGGGACCAAAACACCAAACUGACCAGCGACUGGUAGAUAAGGAAUGCGCUGGAAGCUGUAUGCGGACUGUCUGCUUUUCUCCAGUACAAAUUUUACAGGCCAUAACAAGAAAAUGAAUGAAUGAAUGCAUAAAGAAUACUAUCCAUUAUUUUAGCCCAAGUUAUUACCAGAGUAUAAAAAAGCAAGCCAAAUCUCCUACAGUAAAAGCUUCUCUGCGUGUUUGUGCCGCUUUGCAGUUACAUGUAAGCAGUUAUACAUAAAGAAACUCUGCCAUUAUUAUUAUGACUAGGUACUGCAUGGACUCCUUCGUGAGCUAAGGGGAAUAAUAUGUGUAUAAUAAAAUAUGUAUUUGGAAUUUUGGGGUGGGGAGGGCACUUUUACCUUUUUUAUAUGAAAUUAUUUAAUACCUGAAAUAUAUUCUUAUUUUAAAGUUUUUAGUUUUUGAACCCUUGACUGUAUAAGUUAAACGUGAAUAGACAGCAGGAUUAAUGAAGAGAUGUGUAUUUGUGUGUGUUUUGUCUGAGUGGUUUGGUUGAUCCGCUCUCAGAAACGGCUCGGAGGUCUCACCCUUAUUAAACGUGCAAAAGGAAUUUACCCCAAAACACAAAACCAGUUUGUUGCAAUGUUUAAGCUAAGUUGAGUUGGACUUUUUCACAUCCCUAGAGGGUUAAAGACCGUAUGUUUUAAUAUUAUACAGCUUGAUAAAUAUUAUCAAAAAAAGGUGUUCUGUUGGUCAAGUUAGUACUGUUAUGUUUCACAUUCAGUUGAACCCAUUACACAUGUGAAGGGCUUUUUAGCCUCGCCGUGUCUGAAAUUGGAUGUGUUCUGUCUGUUGGUUACAAUGAUACCUGUACAUAAUGCGACUCUUCCUGACUUUAACAGCUUUUAUUGGUUUUGUGAUGAUCAAGUUUUUUGUACACAACUUCUCCACAGCAUCCUUCAGUACUCAUUAAAAAAACGUACAAGUCAGACCAGAUCAGAUCUUUUCAUUUCAUUUUCUUUGCAAAUUAAAAACAGCAUGUGUAGGUGCCCAGGUGGCGCAGCGGGAUAUUCCGCUGACGCACCAGCACCGAGUUUCUGAACUCCGGGUUCGAGGCUCGGUGUUGCCACCGGUCGGCUGGGCGCCAUCUGGCAGGCAUAAUUGGCAGUGCCUGCAGUAGGUACUAAUUGGCCACCGUCUCUGCAGGGUGGGGGCCGGUCUAUGUGUGGGUCUUCAUACGCUGUGUAAGGACCCUGAUUGGCAGAAGAGACGCCCGUGCAGGAAGCACGGAUGAGAAGAGGAGGGCUGUACACGUGUAAAGAAGGCGUGGGCAGCGGCGUGCUCUCCUUGGAUGCAAAUCUGGAGUCUGUCAGCAGCGGAAGAUGAAUUGGAUGCGUUAAAUUAGGAGGAAAAAUGCAUUAAAAAAAUUUUUUUUUAAAGAAUGAAGAAAACAGCAUGAGCUUAGUUUUACUGUAUUUAUGUGGAAAAGUUAAUGAUGAAGACUGAUUUCUGUAUUUUUAAAGCACUUUAUAUUGCUCUAAAUGGUUUUUAUCUGGUGGAUACACACACUGACAGAGCGAGGUCUGUGUCAGCCUACAGCAUUUAUUGUAGCUUCUGUGGCUCCACAUGAUCCUUACUUGUUUAGCUGAUUCAUUUCUAUAAGAAUGGUUUACCUGUGUAUUUAGGGGCUGCGCAGUGUUCCGAGUGUUCUGAGUGCACAUUACUAAUGACGGUUGUUAAAGUCAGGAGUGGUUUAGACAAGAUACCUGGGGAAGUAAGUGUCUGUUGCAUUUAAACUAAACAAUAUAAAUGUGUAACUUCUGCAGUAA
Messenger RNA from Trichomycterus rosablanca, 6277 nucleotides. It is a transcript of the gene raph1a, whose product is annotated as Ras association (RalGDS/AF-6) and pleckstrin homology domains 1a. Gene Ontology annotation, cellular component: plasma membrane; cytosol. Gene Ontology annotation, biological process: signal transduction. NCBI's taxonomy places the organism in Eukaryota, Metazoa, Chordata, Actinopteri, Siluriformes, Trichomycteridae. The transcript is spliced from 16 exons. Bases 431 to 4504 code for a protein of 1357 amino acids. The record is from RefSeq and is a predicted model, not a curated record.